AGAAUGCCUCGGAGCAGAGUCUGACAAGCCGGCGUCGGAGAAGGUGAUAAGUUAGCAGAACUGGGAUUACUGAGUAAAGAUGGGCAAUCUUCACAGGAAUGACACAUUCUGACAGGAUCGAGUCACAGGAUUUGCAACAGUGUUUCUCCAGCUGAAAUGGAUACGGCUCUUCUCCUGAUUUUGCAAGUAGUCUUAUGGCCAGGAGUCCCAGCCCUCUUCACUGUGGAGGUGACCAAGCCCUUCCAUCUCGCCGAGUUCCGCGGCAACGUGACGAUGGAGUGCAUAUUCCUGCCAGGGGGCGGUGAGGAGAGCCUGUCAGUGUUCUGGCGUCGCAUCUUGCCUGAGCCCCCCAUGGAGGUGUACAAGCUGGAGAACGGGAAGGAGGACCUGAGCUCCCAGGACCCCCAAUACAGAGACCGUGUGCGGCUGCUGAGGGAUGAGCUGAGGAGAGGACGGGCAGCACUGCAGAUCUCCCAUCUCAGGAUAAAUGACUCUGGGACAUACCAGUGUCUGGUGGAGAUGGGGGGAGCUGACUACAAACAGACUAUUCUCGCAGUAAAAGCUUCCUAUAAAUCCAUAAAUAAAAGCGUAAGGAGAAGUGGAAGAGAUGAGGUGGAACUGUUGUGCCAAUCCCAGGGCUAUCCCCAGGCCAGCGUGGUCUGGACAGAUGGGAGGGGCAGAAAUCUCACAGAGGAGGCCAACACUACGACAGUCAUUUCCUCUGACCAGCUCUUCCAUGUCACAAGUGGAAUAACUGUCAGAACCUCCAACAACACCUACACAUGUGCCUUUAUAAAGGAAGGGCUCAUGAGCCAGUCAGUUACAUUUCACAUUCCAGAGGAAAUACCUUGGAAGCAGACAGGAAAAGGUUCCCUUGUUGUAGCGGUGGUCGUACUGAUUGCUGUGACCUCCGCAGUGUGUGUGAUCAGUAUCCUGAUAUAUCGCAGGAGGGCAGGUUAUAAAGGACGCAACACAGCAGGAACCAUGGACUGUCUGAUCGAGAAGGACCCUUUCCCUGCACGUAUGCCUCCAGAAACUAACAUUGAAGUCCAGACCUCUGUUGAAGAAAAUGAGGGAGCAGUGGAAAAUCUGAGGGAGGUUCUGAGAAGAAGAUAUGCGAUGCUCUCCUCCGACACGGAGGAAGCGGAGUCGCACACAUCGUUCUGUGGCAAGGAGUUACCACAGCGCCUUCGGAACAGGGAUGGCUUGCCUUUGGGGGUCACUGCCCUACUGCCGGAUGUUGGGGAGACCAUUCUCCUGGAGGGCGAGCCUGGAAGUGGAAAAACCAGUGUGGCUGUCAGCCUGGCCUCAGCCUGGGCCCAGAACUCUGAGCGGGACCCCUUCGGCGUCAAGCAGAUUCACCUGCUCAUAUUAGUGACCUGCCAGGAGUCAACGGGCAGCCUGUUCCAGGAAAUGAUGUCACAGCUCAGCUUGGGUGGGGAGUUCACAGCCGACGCCCUGAGGGAUGUUUUGACAGGGCCAGCGGAAGCUCUGCUUGUCCUCGAUGGUUACAGAGAAGGGAAUGAUGAGCUGGAUGAGUCGCUGAGAAGAUUCCUGAGGGAACGGCAGACAUGCAGGGUGCUGGUGACGGCACGACCAGGACAGUGUGGCAACAUGACAGAGUAUCUCAGGACAGUACUGGUUCUCUGCAGAGAGUAAAGGAAGGUCAAGGACUCUGCUGAACAUAAACUCAAAGGCCCUAAUCAAACAGUGGAAAUUUUCACAAUUUCAUGACCACAGUUAACAUCUAACCUUAAUGGGAACUUUCUAGGCGUGAGAGCUAAAAAGCUUGAACAUUUUUCAGUUUUUAUUCUGAGUACCUUACAAACUUCCCUACCACUGACUAAAAACUGCUAUAUCAGCAAAUUAAAAAAAAAAAAAAACAGGAAGCUAUUUGAGUAUGAGUAAAAUUUGUAAUUUCUCUCAUGCUGCAAUGACAUUAAUCAA
Megalops cyprinoides (Indo-Pacific tarpon) is the source of this 1947-nucleotide messenger RNA. RefSeq lists its product as uncharacterized. NCBI's taxonomy places the organism in Eukaryota, Metazoa, Chordata, Actinopteri, Elopiformes, Megalopidae. Bases 157 to 1659 code for a protein of 500 amino acids. Gene Ontology annotation, cellular component: external side of plasma membrane. The transcript has 10 exons. Gene Ontology annotation, biological process: cellular response to lipopolysaccharide; positive regulation of T cell proliferation; cell surface receptor signaling pathway. The record is from RefSeq and is a predicted model, not a curated record.